AUGGCUACUUCUGCCCCUGAAAGGCGACGGCGACCGCGAAGCGGAAGCUUAAGAUUGUCCGCAGAGGAAUACGAAUCUAUCCCAGAGUCGGAGGAACCGUUAAGCAGUGGAAUAAGGCUACCGAGGGCAAAUCCGCAACCUGAUGGUUCAUCUUUCGCAUUGAAGAAUGCCCCACCUCCAUUGCCUCCGAAACCGUCGUUUGCCCGAGGAUCCGCCAUCCAUAACCCAGCUGCCCCCCCUCCUUUACCACCAAAACCAGAAAACGUUCGUGGAGAGAAAAUUGUCGACCUCCCACAGCGAACUCGCCCAGCGACUAAUUUCUCACUGCACAGACAUAGUGGUACUGAUUUCGAUGAGAUCUCCCAGGGUGCAGCUCUUUUGCCCCCAUCGAGGCCUGUACCGGCUGUGCCGAGCUCCGAUAGGAAGCCAAGUUAUGGUGAAGAAGGUUCAUGGCUGCCGAGUAACAUGGAUGAACGUAGCCAGUUUGACCCCCCGUUUCCACCAGAGCCCACCAUUGUGUCAGAGGGAGAUUUAAUGAGGAGCUCAGGAGGACCUGUGGACACCAGCACACAAUCUUUCAUAGAGCACAUUCCCAAUUUGACCUUGCCCCUUCCUCUUCCACCGUACAGUGCUCAACGUUAUAGAACAUCCUCAAUGUUCCCUCCGAUACCGAGGUCUGACCAACACGAAGGUAACUUGACGGAGGGGUUUCUUUCGUUGUCCAUUAGCAGUGCAGAAGACUCGCAAGUUGGCGCAGUGGUUCUCAGCCAACAGCGCCUGAAAGGCAUUGCUCCAUUACCAAUUCAGAAUAGGGCGCCUGUAAAAUGGCGGUUUUAUCCAAGAAAUGAAUCUGGAGGGGAGGCUUGGAGUGUGCUGCAUGAGUACUUAACGAACACAGCGUUAAAAGCACAUGGAAGGAACCGUGCGCUGCAAUUACUAACCGGAUACGUUGUAAGUGCUUGUCUGGAGGGGUUUGAAGCUGGUUAUGGACUUCUUUCGCAAAUCGUGAGGCGAAUGCGAGGAGCGGAAAGAAGUGAACGAGAUGGUUCGAUUUUUACGAUUUUGAUUAACAUCGCAGCGCACACAAGCUUUGUUCACAAAAGUUCGUGGGCGUCAGUGGAAGGGGUUGCUCAAAAAGUAUUUUCUGAAGUUGUCGAACAUAUGCAUGGUCGGCAAGACGAUUAUGUCAUGUGGGAUAGGGCGUUACGCUGCUUCUUGGUGUUGCUGAGAGCGAGUAACCGCAGACCGAGCGAACGAAUUUCGUCCCGCUGUCUUUCUGCGCUUGCGCUUCACGUUGGUGACCUCACUCACACAGACGUGGACCACGUCCUUGUCAAUGAAGGAAUCUACCAGAGACUCUACAGUCUUCCUGAUGAUAGUUUGGGCACAAGCGUUGACUACGGGUGCAUGGAGGAAAUCGGGGGACUGGACACGGUGCUAACAAUUUAUACGGAUACUGCGUCCUCAUCAGUUCGCCAGGGCCUUUUCCGAGUCAUUUAUGACGUUGCUGUCAGAAUCUGUCUGGAAAAUACAUCUCAAGCAGAUGUUGACAUUCUACGGGAUCACAUCGUCACUUUUCGGGCAUUACUUGAGGUUUGCGAGAUGAGCGAAUGCUUUGUCCACACCUUUCGGGUUGGGCCCUGGCCUGAUUUUGUCAUGGACACGAUAAGAUUGUUGCUCUUUGACCCGCUCGGAUGGAAAUCUAUGGACUCUCUGACAGGUCGCAUCAAUGAAGACUCUUCCGCAAAUGAUAGGACCGUUUUGCGGGAGAAGGCAGAAAGUAGCUCUAUUAGUGGAACCCGUCUCAGUGGCACAAUCGGAAGAGCCUACCAGUCUUCUGUUUCCAGAUAUGUCGUUUCCAUUCGAACAAUGGUAAGACUGUUAGACAAGCCUUUUUGUCUGAAAGUCAUCCAACAGCUUGAGAAAAUGGCAAUUGAGCACGCCGCCCGCCUAUCGAAACGAGAAACGACUCAUUUCGCAAGGGAGUGGAGAAUUCUAUGCGAAAUCGAGUCGCAGCUCCAAAGGUUUAUAUUUUCCAGAGAAGAAGAAUCAGAAUGGUCUCUGACUGAAACCCUGACCAAAUUCUACGUAGCGACAGUGGACAUGACCUCAGGAAGAUGUAACCUCGGAAGCGUCUUGAGACUGUCUGAGAUGAUAAUCGAUUUUUUCGCGGUUAAAGUACCAUUCUCGAAGCGUACAAGUGUGCUCGCAAAUGUAGCAGUGGACUCCGGACCAAAAAUGUUUUUGAAAGGCCAAUUUCUAGUUUCGAAGGAGCUAUUGGAGAAGGCAAAUCCGUCAAUAUUUACCUUGUUGCUACUUGCAACGAAGACGAAGCGACCUUCGCAAAGAUUAUCUGAAUGUCGCCAAUGCUUAAUCGAGUUCCUUGGGUCGAACCAAAAAAGAGUGGAACUGCUUCAACCGUUUGUUCAAGAGGAAGAUGCUGCGGUCGCAUACCGGGCAGGAGAGCUCGUUAGCAAAUUUCCACAUUUUAGUGAGAUGACCCCGGAUGAUGCGGCAAAGUCCAUCGGGCAAAACUAACUGGUAAACUAUUGUUAACUAU
Chondrus crispus (carragheen) is the source of this 2560-nucleotide messenger RNA. RefSeq lists its product as hypothetical. Lineage: Eukaryota; Rhodophyta; Florideophyceae; Gigartinales; Gigartinaceae. Bases 1 to 2538 code for a protein of 845 amino acids. The record is from RefSeq and is a predicted model, not a curated record. The transcript is spliced from 2 exons.